Phlebotomus argentipes is the source of this 930-nucleotide messenger RNA. RefSeq names its product checkpoint protein HUS1 (gene Hus1-like). The transcript has 2 exons. The record is from RefSeq and is a predicted model, not a curated record. Gene Ontology annotation, cellular component: nucleolus; site of double-strand break; checkpoint clamp complex. Gene Ontology annotation, biological process: mitotic intra-S DNA damage checkpoint signaling; double-strand break repair via homologous recombination; meiotic DNA integrity checkpoint signaling. Lineage: Eukaryota; Metazoa; Arthropoda; Insecta; Diptera; Psychodidae. The coding region runs from base 50 to 880 and encodes 276 amino acids.
UCAUGUUCCCGCGCGCCGUGUUCAGACAAGUACAAACAUUCACAGAACCAUGAAAUUCCGGGCAGUUAUCAGGGAUUCCUUGUCAAUUAAGGACUUUUUCAAUAUCGUGACGACGCUGUCGAAGUGCGGCAAGGAUGUCAUCUUCAACGCCCUUCCGGAUCGCCUGGCAGUCGCUGUGAACGUGGAUUCGCCCCAGACGGCGCUGCCCAUGUGGUGUGACCUGGAGAAGACGGUGUUCUUCGCGGAGUACGUGAUGGAUGGGCUGUCAGAGAGUCACAACGCGAUUAUCCUGAUCAUGAAGGCGGCCAAUCUCGUGCGUGUUCUGAGCGGGAGCAGGAAUAGCGAGACGUCAUACCUGAAAUUGAAGCUGAUGAGCAAGAAUAUUGCUUGUCUGUGCCUGGAAAUGGAGAUCCCGUCGAGUACGUCUGCGGCGAGUCGCCGGAUCUCGCACGAUGUGCCCGUGAUGGUGGUUUCCCGGCGAGACUGGCUGCAGUAUCAGCUGCCGAGCUUGCCGGACUUCGAGAUGACGGUCGGCGUGCCCGGCGUGAGGAGCAUCGGGGGCAUCAUUGAGGCAAUGCGGGAGUCCUCGACCGUCAUGAGUGUGCAGACAGUGAGAAACGGCACGGUGUCCUUCAUCUCGGAGUCCCCAAUGGCCAAGAUCUCGUGCCACUGCAGGAAUCAAGAUGUUUUCGCCCAGGGCGAAUCCGAGAAGAUCACCUGCAAAAUUGAGAGCAGGAGACUUGCUCUGUUCCUCGCCAACAGUCAGCUUCCCUGCACUGACAUGAGAUGCAGCAUCAGCGAAGGGCAUCUCGUGAAAUUCGAGGUGAAAGUGCAGGACAAAGUCAUCAUGACUUGCGUUAUUCCCGCGACCACUGAAUAAAACACCCUCAUCACACUUUAAUUAAGGCAUUUUAUCACAUUUCUUUGACU